AUGGCAGAACCACAAGCAUCUCCAAAAUCACAAUCAACACCAUACCCAAGUAACUUUGCCCCCGCAUACCGUUAUAAAUCAAAUCCACCACCACAACCAAAACCAGCACCAAUACUAAAACCAAUUCCAAUUUCACCAACAAUACCAAACUCACCAUACCCAUACACUUUUGUUCCAUCAUACAGAUAUCAAAAAGUUUCAACAUCUACACCAUUAUCAACAACAACCAAAUCAGAAACCAGUUCAUCUUCAAGUUUUAACUUAUCUGAGGAAUUAGAAAUAUUAAAGCAACAACAAAAGCAACAACAACUUGAUUAUCAUAGUAAUGAAGAACAAUUUAAAUCUCAAAUUAAUCAAUUAAAAGAAGAAUUAAAAUCAGUAAAAAAAGAAAAAGAUCAAACUAAAAAUGAUAAUUAUCAGCUUAUUAACCAAAUUAAACAAUUAAAUGAACAAAAUAAAGAAUUAAUGGAUCAGUUAAAAAUAUUAAAAGAACAGAAUCAACAAUCUAAUAACGAAGAUCAAAUUAAUAAGCUAAAACAUGAAAACAAUCAAUUAAAAGAUCAAUUAGAAUCAUUAAAACAAAAAGAUAGAGAUAAAGAGGAACUAUUAAAUCAAAUUGAAAAAAUAUUAAAACAAGAUAAUUAA
Messenger RNA from Dictyostelium purpureum, 645 nucleotides. RefSeq lists its product as uncharacterized. The record is from RefSeq and is a predicted model, not a curated record. The transcript is spliced from 2 exons. The coding region runs from base 1 to 645 and encodes 214 amino acids. NCBI's taxonomy places the organism in Eukaryota, Evosea, Eumycetozoa, Dictyosteliales, Dictyosteliaceae.